CUCUCUCUCUCUCUCUCUCUCUCUCUCUCUAUGUAUGUUUGUAUCUCUCCGAAAGUAGUGUUUCACCUGAGGCAAGAAAUGCAUCUACAUAAGCACUUGCUUAUACUACUAAUAAUCUUUGCAUCAACACUGUCUUGUUCUGGUCGUAAAAGCAAUCAUCAUCGACCCCACGCUAAGCCACAGCUGGUCAAUGUAGAUGAAUAUGGAGCCAUAGCUAAUGGCACCGAUGAUUCUGAGGCAUUUAUGAAAGCAUGGAAGAAUGCUUGUGAUUCUCCGAGUGGAAGUGAGGUUGUGGUUCCGGAGAAUAAAGUGUAUCAUCUUAAGCCCAUUACAUUUUCUGGUCCUUGUAAACCUAAUUUUAGGUUCAAGAUUUAUGGGACAAUCAAAGCCUCUUCGCGUCGCUCGGACUAUGAGAAGGAAGGAAGACGUUGGAUUACGUUUAAACAUCUUGAAAGUUUUUCGGUAGAAGGAGGAGGAACCAUCAAUGGAAAUGGAAAAAUUUGGUGGAUUAAAUCGUGCAAAAUUGAUGAAAAUCAACCCUGCAAAGAUGCACCGACGGCAGUAACUUUCAAGAAUUGCAAGAAUAUUAGUGUUAAUAAUAUAAGGAUUAAAAAUCCACAACAAAUACAUUUAACUUUCCUUAAUUCAAUAAAUGUGAAAGCUUCAAAUUUGAGGUUGAUCGCUCCUGGCAACAGCCCAAACACAGAUGGAGUUCAUAUAUCCGAUUCUCAAAAUGUUCAUGUCAUCAACUCUGUUGUAAAAACAGGUGAUGAUUGUGUUUCAAUCGUAAACGGAUCAAGAAAUAUUGUAAUCAGCAAAAUAAAAUGUGGACCUGGUCACGGUAUCAGUAUUGGGAGUUUGGGGAAGAACAACUCAGAGAGCAAAGUGUCAAAUAUAUUAGUCGACAAAGCAAUAAUUUCAAAUACCACAAAUGGAGUCCGAAUUAAAAGUUGGCAGGGAGGGUCUGGAUACGCUAGAAAUAUCAAAUUUCAAAAUAUCAUAAUGCACAACGUGACUAAUCCGAUCAUUGUGGAUCAAAACUAUUGUGAUAGAAAAGAAGAAUGCGAAGAACAGUAUUCCGCAGUACAAAUGCAGAAUGUGGUUUACAGGAACAUAAAAGGAACAAGUCAUUCAGAAGUGGGCAUAAAUUUUGACUGCAGCAAAACGUUUCCAUGUCAAUCAAUUUUGUUGGAAAAUGUACUUCUAAGUCGUGAAGGGAAUGAAGGAGACAUGAAAGCAUCUUGUUCAAAUGUCAUGUUCGGAACUAGAGGGGCAGUUACACCCCGUUGUGAAUGACUGAAAGCAUAUAGAAUCCCAAAAGAGGAAAGUAGAAAGAUUGUAAAUUUUUUGAACUAAUACCUGUUUAUGAUAUCUAUACAUUAUGAUGCAAUACUUUUCUUAUUUAGUGAUAUAAAAAUAUUAUAAAUUUCUCUCCAAA
Lactuca sativa (garden lettuce) is the source of this 1438-nucleotide messenger RNA. RefSeq names its product Pectin lyase-like superfamily protein (gene QRT2). The record is from RefSeq and is a predicted model, not a curated record. NCBI's taxonomy places the organism in Eukaryota, Viridiplantae, Streptophyta, Magnoliopsida, Asterales, Asteraceae. Gene Ontology annotation, biological process: carbohydrate metabolic process. Gene Ontology annotation, molecular function: polygalacturonase activity.